Molecule: messenger RNA, 1596 nt
Organism: Komagataella phaffii GS115
Lineage: Eukaryota; Fungi; Ascomycota; Pichiomycetes; Pichiales; Pichiaceae
Exons: 1
Coding region: 1-1596 (531 amino acids)
Biological process (GO): regulation of DNA-templated transcription; cellular response to starvation
Cellular component (GO): nucleus
Molecular function (GO): zinc ion binding; DNA-binding transcription factor activity, RNA polymerase II-specific; RNA polymerase II transcription regulatory region sequence-specific DNA binding
Source: RefSeq, a predicted model, not a curated record
AUGACGAAACCCCUGCCGCUGGAAGUUAAACGGAGCAGGCGUCCAACUUCCAGAGCGUGCAAGUUUUGUCACUUUAAGCAUCUCCAGUGUGACGCCACUAGACCCUGUAAAAACUGUGUUAAGCGCAACAUUGGUGACAGUUGUGAAGACAUACAACGACGAAAGUAUGGAUCAAAUGGUACGAAGAAACGGGCCCAAAGUGCUCAGAAGGUUCAAUCCGACAGCCCUUCAGCUUCGUCUGCCACUAAUGCUGGGACUUCUGCCGUUAAUGAGUCUAAACUGGAAUCUUCAGAGCUGCCCAUGGUAGCUCAACAAACUCAGCAGACCCCACGGGGUUUAGAAACAAUACCAACGAUACCGCAUCCCAACGCUGAAAAUAAUAGUUCAUUCUUAUCACCCACCACAUCUCAGAUGUUUAAUACCGGAAGUAAUACUUUGAUGGAUCAAUUGAAGAUGUCAGUUCCAGAGAAUAACUCUAUGUAUCAACAUGAUACACUUUUUCAACCACCCAAGAAAUAUGAAAAUAAUUCUUAUGGCUACGUGAACGCGGCACCCCAAGGUCAACAUAUGUUCUACGUUGGAUACAGUGAGCCAGGGGAGCAAAGGGCAUCGCCUGACGCUGAAAAAGAGCCUGGAACAAACCUUAAUUCUCCUUCCAGCUACUUGUCACAAUACUCUCAUACACAAUCACACACAAAUUCACAAUUAACAAAUUCACCCUCUGUAGUUUAUGAGUCGGAAAUUGCCAAGCAGGAGGAAUUGCAACUUACAAGCUUUGUGGAGGCGGCAAAUAACGAAGAGCUGGACUUUUUUGACAUGGACUUUACGCAGAGGCCUUUUAUUCGCCUUUUGGAAAAUAAUACUAUGGUUUCCUCUUACCCCAACAACUCCACUCCUAAAUUUUUCGAUCAUAGCCGCAGUCAUGGGAGAAUACCGAAUACCGCCAAAGAGGUCCCCACCGAAAUUCAACAAGACGAAGAAUUUACUCCCCCGCUUAUCUUGCGACACAUCAUAAAAAAUCCUGAUGAUAUCUAUCUGACCAGAGUGGUCAAAGCUUACCAAUAUCCAAAGGCUUAUCAUGCUUUAACGAAAUAUUUAAAAACUCGGUUUGAGCGUACUCAAUUAAUUGAAAUAGCAAAAUGCAUGUCCAAGUACCGACCUUCUUUCAUUUCAGCAACCAAAUCGUUGGUCGAAAAUGACUUGAUCUUCACAGAGAGGUCAUUUCAACGAUCGUUACUGGAGUAUGAGAGUCUUAUCUCAAUGUCUGCUGCACCAACAAUCAUUUGGAGGCGUACUGGUGAGAUAGUUGCUUUGACUAACGAGUUUUCCGUUUUAACUGGUUACUCCCGAAUGAGUUUACUGUCCAAAAGAACUUUUAUCAUUGAGCUGAUGGAUGAUGAAUCUGUGGUUAAUUAUUUUAAACUCUUUAGCAGCAUUGCUUUUGGAGACCUGAAUGCAACUCUGUUGACAAAUUGUGUCUUAAGAAAGGCAGCGCAAGAUGAUUAUUUAAGAUGUGCAUGCGUUUGGACGAUAAAGAGAGACGUGUUUGAUAUUCCCAUGCUAAUAGUUGGCCAAUUUCUGCCAGUACUCGAUUAA